AUGCCAUCGAGGAAAAGAUGUCGUCAAGCCGAGAAUGAUAUGACUUAUUCAGAAGCCGGACGACAGGCCGACCUGACGAUCAGUUCAUGGGGCUCGAGACGAUGUCAGCGUUAUUCUAAUCCCAAGAUGUCCCCUUUCAGAGGGAGGCCAGAUUCGAAUGUUCUCGUGACUCCGUUGCCCAACUAUACAGAAAUUCACAAUCUUAAGACCCAGCCAUUGGGUCAAAGUCGAAGGCAUUAUUACGCAAUCAAGCGGAUACUGUCCGCCCGUAAAGCACAGGUUGAAUUAAGCCAGAUAAAUGGAGAUUAG
Molecule: messenger RNA, 309 nt
Organism: Protopolystoma xenopodis
Lineage: Eukaryota; Metazoa; Platyhelminthes; Monogenea; Polystomatidea; Polystomatidae
Source: the annotation of a GenBank genome assembly